Messenger RNA from Eruca vesicaria subsp. sativa (arugula), 1098 nucleotides. The record is from the annotation of a GenBank genome assembly. NCBI's taxonomy places the organism in Eukaryota, Viridiplantae, Streptophyta, Magnoliopsida, Brassicales, Brassicaceae.
AUGCUGCAACUCCAUCAUCAGCUUCGGCGACUCCAUCUCCGACACCGGAAACUUUCUUCUUCUCUCAGAUCCAAAUCGUCUUCCAAGAACCGCAUUCCCGCCUUAUGGAGAUACUUCUUCCACCGUCCCACUGGUCGUUACUCCGAUGGUCGCCUCAUCAUCGAUUUCAUCGCUGAGUUCUUGGGGUUACCGUACGUUUCCCCUUACGUUGGACAUGAAAACCAAAGCUUUGAGAAGGGAAUCAACUUCGCCGUGGCCGGAGCAACGGCGGUGGAACCCGAGUUGCUUAAAGAGAAAGGAAUCACUGCUAAUUACAUUACGAAUGUAAGCUUGAAAGUUCAGCUAGAUAUCUUCAAGAACAUUUUAUAUGGCUUGCCUUCAGGUGCAAAAAGACGAAGAAGCUCACUUUUGUUUUCAAGAUUGCGCAGGACUCUUGGAAACUCGUUGUUUCUCGUUGGAGAGAUUGGAGGUAAUGACUACAACUACGGGUUCUUGAUGGGGAAAACAAUCCAAGAGAUCAAAGAGAUAGUUCCCCUUGUCAUAAAUACUAUUUCCUCAACAAUUGUGGAAUUGUACAAUCUGGGAGCAAGAACGUUUCUAGUCCCUGGAAAGUUCCCAACCGGAUGCUCUCCUUCCUGUUUAACCAGAUUUAGGACAACAUACACAACGGAUUACGACUCUUUAACCGGAUGUCUGAAGAGGCCUAAUGAGUUUUCUGAGUACCACAACGACCAGCUCCAGAAAGAGCUCAUUAGACUCCAAAAGUUCUAUCCCAAUGCCACCAUCAAUUACGCUGACUACUACGAUGUUGUGUUGCAGUUUUACCAUGAACCCACACAAUACGGAUUCAUGGAGAAACCUUUAGCCGCUUGUUGUGAAAUAGGUGGCUUGUACAACUUCGCUGCUGAUAGGCCUUGUGGGUCUGAAGGAGUUGAAUGUUGUAAUGAUCCUUCAAAGUAUGUGAGUUGGGACGGCAUUCAUUUAACAGAAGCCGCACACGGAUGGAUGGCUAAGAGCUUGCUGAAUGGACCGCUUGCGUUUCUGGUUUCGACCAGGCCUGCAUUUCCUCUUGUAAGUGAUUUGAUCAGUGUCUCUUGA